This is a messenger RNA of Anolis carolinensis (green anole), 4055 nucleotides long. It is a transcript of the gene bnip3, whose product is annotated as BCL2 interacting protein 3. The transcript is spliced from 6 exons. Gene Ontology annotation, cellular component: nucleus; nuclear envelope; endoplasmic reticulum. NCBI's taxonomy places the organism in Eukaryota, Metazoa, Chordata, Lepidosauria, Squamata, Anolidae. Bases 213 to 833 code for a protein of 206 amino acids. Gene Ontology annotation, biological process: mitochondrial outer membrane permeabilization; positive regulation of apoptotic process. The record is from RefSeq and is a predicted model, not a curated record.
AGGAGCGUCCCUUUUCUCUUGUGACGUCACAACCCUUCGAACACUGGGAGCAGCAGCAGUAGCAACAAUAACAGUAUCAGAGAGGAACCAUUUCCCUGCGAGUUGGCCAGCUGGGAACUGCUGCUGUUACUGGCAGAGGGACAGAACUGCAGCCACCAAAUUAGAAAGCUCAAGAAGGGGAUCAGAAAUAGAAACGUCUCGUCUCAGAAGCCAUGUCGUCGAGCGGGACGCCUGGGUUGCACCAAGAAGAAAAUCUGCAGGGUUCUUGGGUGGAACUCCACUUCAGCAGCAAUGGAAAUGGUAAUGGUGGCCAACCUGCAAGCCAGGAACAAGUGCCAGCUUCAGUUUCGAUUUACAACGGUGACAUGGAAAAAAUCCUCCUGGAUGCACAGCAUGAGUCUGGGAGGAGCAGUUCACGAGAGAGUUCGCACUGUGACAGCCCCCCUCGUUCCCAAACACCUCAAGAUAUUCACAGAACUUCUGAAGUAGAGAGUCGUGGCAGCGGAGAAAAGAAUAGCUUCCAGUCUGAAGAAGAUUUUCUGGAACGAAGGAAAGAAAUUGAACGGCUUUUGAAGAAAAAUUCUGACUGGAUGUGGGACUGGUCCAGCAGACCUGAGAAUAUUCCACCCAAGGAAUUUCUCUUUAAACACCCUAAACGUACAUCUGCUCUCAGUAUGAGAAAUACCAGCAUGAUGAAGAAGGGAGGCAUAUUUUCUGCAGAAUUCCUGAAGGUUUUCCUACCCUCACUGCUGCUAUCUCAUCUGUUAGCCAUUGGACUCGGGAUAUAUAUCGGAAGACGAUUGACAACCACAGCUUCCAGCAGCUCAUUGUAAGAGGCAGAAAUGAGUCUUGUCUGUCCUGCAAAAUGUUGGCAACGUUCAUCCAGACAUAUAAGAAACAGUGAACAAAAGGAACUCCUGGGUGUGCAGCAGCAUCAUGGCUAUAUCUAUUUCGUUCUCUAAAUGUCAUCCUCCUAGCCUACUUGUUAAAGAGAAGUAUGAAAACCAAAGUCAAACAGCUCUUGUAUGUACAUCCAUUUUUGUUUUGUAUAGCAUAGGUUAGAUCAAGCGCAAGGAGCACAUGGCCUAUCAAAUUUUGUUGGUCUCCAGAUCCCAGUAGCCAUUGUCAGCCCAGCUAGUGAUGAGGAAUGAUAGCAGUUAUAGUUCAACACCAUUUGGAAGCCCCCAUCUCUGUUAUAGAUUAUUGGAGAUUUUUUUUUAAAAAAAAUCCCUACCAACUCUGUGGCAAAAAAUUGUAAUAUUGUUAGUGGAUAUUGUGUAGCAUGGAAUUAACCUGCUUGUUUUCUAUUUUGUAAAGACGUUAUUUGGGAUUGUUCUUGGCAUCACUUUAUUGUAAAGAGAAUAGUGGGCCAAGAUUCUUGUGGCCUUACAUUUCUAAAGACUGUAGUAUUUUUACUUGAUGUGAAGUGAUUUAGUAGACUUAUUGUAAAAUUUAACAUUGAAUGUGAAUCUUAUAUAAUAUUGUUAGAGAUUUCUGUGUUUUAGUAUGGGAUCAUUCCCUUGUGUUUUCAUUGCAUGUUUAGAUCUGGUGCACAAUACUCCACAAUAAGAAUGGAAAUAUAUAAGACUUCAGUAGUACAAUUGCCCACAUUUCCUUAAAUUCAGAAAGCUUGCUUUGGAGCCUUUCUAGAUUCUCCAGUGUGAUUCUAACUUACACAGUCAAAAUAUAGGGUUCAUUAUUGUCCAUUUUCAAGUAUCCAUGGAGCAAUUUUGGAACAUAAGUAUCUUCCAUGGAUAGAGACAUCGUACUGUAUUGUUUUUAGAUCUUUUUUUUUUUUUAACUCCCAGCAAUACAUUUUAGUAGCUCAGAAACUAAGAAUGUGACACAUGCAUUUAAGGGAAUUGUGGGAUUCACUCCGCAAUAUAUGUUGCGAUUAUAUGAUUAUAGAUUGGAGAGAAAGUGGACUGUCAUUUGUAGCAUCUCAUCUGUUUGACUUCUACAAAACAGCCAUACUGUUAUUGGUUAACCAAAAUGCUGAAAAUACAUCAUAUUAGUUUUCAAAGCUUCACUGGCAAAAGGCUUAUGAAUCAUACAAGAAGGAAACAAUGGUGAUGGAAGGAUUACACUGCAGGCAGAGGCAGCAUCUUCUUGGCUAUGUAAGGACCAGGGACAAAGGGCAGGAAAAGGUAGGUUAUAUAAUUCAAGCUCCAUUAUCAACAGAAAAGUAACUCUGGCAGUCACAAGAGAAAUUACAUUUCUGUUGCUAGUGGAGUUGAAAUUUUAUUGCCUGUAUUUUAUUGCCCUUUGUCUCUGGUCUUUACAUGACCAAGGAGAAGUUUACUGUGCCCACACUGACAUGCUUCAAUAUCAUCAAAACAUGCUCGGUGGAAGACCUUCUCGCAGUGACACCGGAGGCACUCCCAAGUGGCUAGCUUCCGGUCAAGGAAAAUCUAGUAUGUCAAAUAUUUUAUUUUGUUUGUGUGUGUUUUUUAAAUACAUUAUAACUGUAUCCUCAGUUUGCUUCUGACACGAUAAUAAAUCAAUCAAAACUUAAAAUAUAGUAACAUCUGAGAUGGAAUGUAGGCCUGUGGCUCAAAUAUCACUAACUUUUUCUCUCCUCUGUAUUAUUCUUAAUUUUGUUUUCUCAUGAAGGAGCCAGCGAAUUUCUGAAAGCACUCAUGCAUAAUAUAUAGGCAUCUACCAUUUCCUGCAUUUUCGUUGGCCAAUAAGCUUGCAUAUUGCUGUCUGGACACAACAGUAAUACCUGAAUAUUUUUCUUUUUUACUUAUCACUUACAAACUGUAUGUGAUAUUCUUUAUGAUUAAACAAGGUGCUGCGUUUUUGAAACAUACAGUUUAGCAGUUCCAUAUCUAAACAUGUUUUGCUGUCCUCUAAAUUGGCAGGCUUUUACCUGAUUGAGUGAAAAAAAGAAAUCUAAGUCAAUGGUACAUAAUUUUGCUGUUACUUUGAACUUUUCCUAAGAUGCAGAAACAAUGUAAUACACAAUGUAAACAGUUUACUGUUUUUAUAUACUACAUUUGAGGUAUGUAUGCUUUAUGAAACAUGAAUAUUCUUGCUAAGGUUGUCUGUUAAAAAAUACUACUGAUAAGUGUUGAAAAUGUAAUAUGAGCACAAUUUUGGUAUCUGUGUUAAGUGAAAUGAAGUAGAAAUGCCGUAAAAUAGUAUCUGGCAUCCACCGAUAUUAGCAAUAUUAGUCUAAAAGUGUUUGCUUUUUCUUUGCUUUUGGCCUUAAUAUUUGUUAAACAUGUUUUUUAAUAUAUUGAUUGAAAUUAGGGUUUGUACUGUGGCCCCUGUGCCGCUGUGCCAAUUGUCUUAGAAUAUUGUUUUCUUCAACAUUACUUCAUUGAAGAAUUUAGCUUGGCCUUUUCUUGUCAAUAACCAUGUGGCUAACUAGAUAUGCUAAGAUUACCAUCCUCUCUGUUCCUUGUUAAUAUGGGAGAUUGGGAAUACUGGUAAUAUUUUCUUGAGGGAAUCCUUGGAUAUCCAUAGGUAGGACUACAACCCCAUUAUCCAUAUCCAUCGACCCUGCUGGCUAGGGAGAAUGGCAGCUAUAAUUCAAUAUCUUGCCAUCCCAAGGUGAAGAAGGGCUGUCCAGUUGUCUCAGUCACAUUGCAAAGGACAAUGCAAACAAAGCAUGCAUAAAAGCUCCAUAACAGCACUGGGGUUUACCUGAAUUUCUAGUUACAAGUUUUGGGGCUUUAGUAAAAUAAUUAAACUGAUUCAACUGCCUGCAAAUUUGAAUGGAUAAGGCCCUUUUAAAGAGGUAACUUGUAGAAUUCUCCAAACAAGGAAGUUUGAUUCCUCCUGAUCUAACAAAAGAUAAACCAGAAUGACAACAGUGGUGAGGGUGCUUUUUCUUCCAUUAGUCAUGGUGCAUUCACUUGUUUUUCUGGAUAGAAAUCUGACCUUUUUAUGGAGUGGGAGUUCUGUCUUCUAAUUGUGUUAUUGGUAAUCAUGUCAAGUAAAUGGGCAACAGCCUGACCUUUUAUCUUCUAGGCGACAAACUCUGGAAUAUAUCGAUGAAUGUAUAUCGAAGUUUUAUGGCUAAUGUAUAAAUAAACAGAGUAAAUAUU